Molecule: messenger RNA, 2728 nt
Organism: Durio zibethinus
Lineage: Eukaryota; Viridiplantae; Streptophyta; Magnoliopsida; Malvales; Malvaceae
Source: RefSeq, a predicted model, not a curated record
CUAUCCGGUGUUGGAUUGUGAGGUUUAAUUAUAUCCUAAACUAAAUUAUAAAAGGAAAAUUACGGGAUGAGAUUGGAGAAAUAGACGUGAAAUUUGGGGUUAAUUUUGAAAGUUACUUAAAAUAUAAGACCUAAACGAGUAAAAAACAAAACAACAAUGGCACCAUAGCAAAAACCUCAAAGAAACCAAAGAGAAAGCCGCAGAAAAGAAUGGUGCCACACUUCUAAAAUAUUUCACUGACUCCCAAGUUAACGAAAAGCUCCUGAGGUUCACAGAUUUGGGAGGCUUUAGCCUUUGAAUCUCGGCCUGACUACUAUUUCUGGGUCUUUCAAAAGAGAAACAUGUCAGACCUAGACAGGCAAAUAGAGCAACUAAAGAAGUGUGAACCCUUGAAAGAAUCUGAAGUGAAAGCUCUUUGUCUUAAAGCCAUGGAAAUCCUCGUUGAAGAAAGUAAUGUUCAAAGGGUUGAUGCCCCUGUUACUAUAUGUGGUGAUAUCCAUGGGCAGUUUUAUGAUAUGAAAGAGCUUUUUAAAGUAGGAGGUGAUUGCCCUAAGACAAAUUAUUUGUUUCUUGGAGAUUUUGUUGACAGAGGGUUUUACUCUGUGGAGACCUUUCUACUUCUAUUGGCCUUGAAGGUGAGAUAUCCAGAUCGCAUAACACUCAUUAGAGGGAACCAUGAAAGUCGUCAGAUCACACAGGUAUAUGGAUUCUAUGAUGAGUGUCUGCGUAAAUAUGGCUCUGUGAAUGUUUGGAGAUAUUGCACUGACAUAUUUGAUUACUUAAGUCUUUCAGCCCUUAUUGAGAACAAAAUUUUUAGCGUCCAUGGUGGUCUCUCUCCUGCAAUAUCUAAUUUGGAUCAGAUUCGAACAAUUGAUCGAAAGCAAGAAGUACCUCAUGAUGGUGCCAUGUGUGACCUGUUGUGGUCAGACCCUGAGGAUAUUGUUGAUGGCUGGGGAUUGAGUCCUCGUGGUGCUGGUUUCCUGUUUGGCGGCAGUGUUGUCACUUCAUUCAACCACACAAACAACAUUGAUUAUAUAUGCCGUGCACAUCAGUUGGUUAUGGAAGGAUACAAAUGGAUGUUUAAUAACCAGAUUGUCACAGUCUGGUCAGCUCCCAAUUACUGUUACAGAUGUGGUAAUGUUGCUGCAAUUCUUGAGCUGGAUGAGAAUCUUAACAAGCAAUUUCGUGUGUUUGAUGCAGCACCACAGGAAUCAAGAGUUGCUUCUGGUGCUUCUGCUAAUUUGAGUAUGGACUGGAGGUAUUCUUACAAAACUUGGCUAGUCCCUAUUGCUAUUUCUGAUCGAGGAACUGCUACUGUUCAGGUUCAAGGUGUGGUAAUCUGGCUUAAUGCAGCUAUAAUAAACCAAGAAGGAACUCUCAAGCUAUUGUUACUGUACUGUGGAUGUCAUGUGAAAGAUAUCUCCAUAAAUGUGGAUGGUGGAGCGUCUUGGCUUUAUCAAUGGAUCAUUGAUACUUUCCAAGGGAAAAUAGUAUCUGCAGUUGAUGAUGCUAUUAUCAAGAAGAUCAGAGAAGGGAUAAUAAAGCUUGACUCAUUAUUGCAAUCACUUCCCAAACAAAUGAAAGUUAAUGAUGUUGUUGCAUUAAAUGUUACUUUUGUGGAUGACCCCGUGUUGAGUACUUCUUCUGUGGAGCUUGAAAUUAAUGGUUUAUUCAAUGGAGCAGAUGGAAUUUCAGUUUCAAACUACCACCUUAAAGGAUCACAAAGUUUCCUUUCCAGCAAGGGUUCAGCAAAAAUGGUUGAGAUUUCAUUACAUGAAAAAGUUUUUGAGUCUGCUGCAUCGGUAUACUUCCAUGCAAAUUAUAUGCAAUGGACCGUAGACAAAAUACCUGAUCAGUCACUGAUGAACACUGCUGGAUGGAGAUUUAUUAUACCUCAACUAUAUAAGCAAUAUCCAGACGAUGAUAUGAAUCUUAGUAUAGCAGUAACUUCUCCUCCGAUCAUACGAAUCUCAGAUCAUGAUAUUGACACCACCAUUUAUGCAGAUUUCAUUAUUGAAGUUUUAAAUUCUGGUGAAACUGUGCCAGUCACUUGCAUCUCAUUGGUGAUGAGUGCAUCAUGUUCUGCAAAAAUAUAUAGGAAUAACCUUGCCGGUAGCAUUAGGCUGCUCAACUUCACAGCAUCUUUGAAGUGGAGUAAUAUCGGUAAUCUUCACAUGCAUCUUGUUCAGAUUAUGCAUUCAAUACGUUGUUUCGAGUAUAAACAUGCAUGGAAGCACCUUCGAAACAUAGUCCAACCAUACGGAGCAAGAUUAUACGAAAAAAUGUUGAGACAUGUUCAUGCUGUAAUGUCAACCAUCCUCAAAACCUUUUUCAUGCCAUACCUCAACUUACAUCUUAGAAGAGGGUUUCCUUUGCCACUUCCCCAUGGUUUUACACUUCAGAAUGCUGAAAUCAUCCGCCUUGAUUCGAGGGUUACUGUUCGCAGCGAUUUGAGCUUCUCAGACAGAUAUGAUUCAUAUGAUCUCAACCGGCUACCAAUUCAUUUGGUAACAGCUUGAUGUGCAUACUAAAAUCAACUGUGUUAAUUGUUAUGUACAUAAUUAUGUCCAAAUGAAAGCUGAAAUAUCAUAUUUUCAUAGUAUAUCUCUUUAUUAUGUUUAAGUUUUGUAGGUUUUUUGGUUGUACUUAACAACUUUGUAUUUUUCGUUAAAGGGUUGAGAAAAAAAAUAAAAAAAAUCAAAAAUCGAUUCUCGUAGUGUUCAUUCAG